AUGUGGCCUAUGGUGUCUACACGUCGUCUCAUCAUCGCAGAGGCAGCAGAAUGUGCUGAUGUGUACUACGGCGGCCACAACCCCACCAAGAUGAACAAAGGCUACACCUCGAACAACUGCGAAAAGUGCUGUAAGAAAGCUGCUCACCUCGUCGGGAUGAGCGAGAGCGAUAUACUCGGAAUGAUGCUGAUCAUGAACAAGAAAGCGAAGUGCUCAUGCUGUGCACCGUACAGCGCUCUUGAGAGAAUCCUCGCAGUGCCGGUACUGGUUCCUGCCUUCCAACCGCCGCCACCACCACCACCACCGUACCAGCAGAAUGUACCACCAGUCAGCUAUCAACAGCCAGCAUAUCCAACAAAUAACGAACAACCCACCGGAUAUUGA
Molecule: messenger RNA, 384 nt
Organism: Ostertagia ostertagi
Lineage: Eukaryota; Metazoa; Nematoda; Chromadorea; Rhabditida; Trichostrongylidae
Source: the annotation of a GenBank genome assembly